AUGGCCAGCUCACUGUGGAUAACGGGCUUUGCACUUCUCGCUAUGGAAACCUUCGCUGGAAUCGUAGCAAAUGGAUUUAUUGUCCUCAUCAACUGCGUUGACUGGUUCAGAAGCGGGCAGCUAUCUUCGACUGACCUGAUCCUGAUUUGUCUUGGCUUAUCCAGGCUCAUGGGGCAGGCAUUAGCAAUGCUGCAUCAAAUCAUGCAGUUUGUCAUUGCAGUUACUGCUCCAAAUUUUCUUCCUUUGGUGAUAUUUUUGUCAUCCACCAUUUUGUUAAUAAUCUCUCUGUGGAAGCACAUAAGACAUCUGCAAAACAAUGGAAUCAGAGUCAGGGAUCUCAACACCAAUGUUCAUUUGAAUGCCCUCAAAGUUCUAGUUUCCUUUGCUGUUUUGUACUUGUCCAGCUUUGUAGCAAUGACUUUAAAAACAAUGCUGAUUUGGGUCAACAUAGAUCACAAUUGGACUGUUGUGUUUUUUCACAAUGUGAGUGCUCUGUAUCCCUCUGUGCAUGGUGUUAUCUUGAUAUUAAUCAAUCCCAAACUGAGGCAGGCAUGGGUGAGGAUGAUACAACACUUAAAAUGUCCAUUGAGGAAACCUCCAUCUUAA
Messenger RNA from Sphaerodactylus townsendi, 606 nucleotides. Its product is annotated as taste receptor type 2 member 113-like. Gene Ontology annotation, molecular function: G protein-coupled receptor activity; bitter taste receptor activity. Gene Ontology annotation, cellular component: membrane. Gene Ontology annotation, biological process: G protein-coupled receptor signaling pathway; detection of chemical stimulus involved in sensory perception of bitter taste; sensory perception of taste. The transcript is spliced from 2 exons. Lineage: Eukaryota; Metazoa; Chordata; Lepidosauria; Squamata; Sphaerodactylidae. The coding region runs from base 1 to 606 and encodes 201 amino acids. The record is from RefSeq and is a predicted model, not a curated record.